AUGGCCGCGCCGCUCGGGCCCGCGGCCACCUGCGGAGAGCGGGCGGCCUUGAGGCGGCGGCGGCGGCGGCGGCGGGAGCAGCGGGCUGGGGGCGCCGGGCCGCAGGGCGCCGGUCGCGCCUGCUCGCUCGCCCCGCUCCCCGCGCUGGGCCCGGCAGAGGAAGCGCGGGCGGCUCGGCGUCGAGGCUCCGGGGGCCGGGCGCCGUCGGCCUGGGCAGCUCGGGCUCCGCGCACGGCCGGCGAGGGCAGCGCAGGGUCUGGCCUGACGGAGGGGCCUGGCCUACCCCGCCGCGGCCGCCGGAGGCGCUCCCGGCCCGGCUCCGUGGGGGGCAGCGCGGCCCCGCGGUCCCGGCAGCUCCGUUCCCCGCGGCCGGCCCGGCGCCGCCGCCCCCGCCCCCGGGAGGCUGGAAGGGGCGGCGGGGCCGGGGCCGGGGGCCCGGAGCAGCCCGCGGGCGACCCGAACCCCGGCCGGCACCCCCCGCCCCGAACGGGCCCGAGCCCCGCGCUCACCGCGGCCGACCCCGCGGCCCCGGCUCCUCGGCGUCGCUCGCCCUGCGCCAGCCCGCUGGGACGCCGGCUCGGCUGCGCUCCCCUCUGGCGCUGGCGCGGAGCCGCCCGGGACUUUUAUCCAGCGGGGCCCCCGGGAUCAAAGCGACGGCGGACACAGGGCCCCGCGCCGAGGGGCCGGCAGCAACGGCGCCGGGGCCUCCAGGAGGAGCGGACAGGUGUGGCGCGGGACCCGGCGCCCUCGGUGACCUGCGGGAGGCAGCGGGCGCCCCGGCACGGCGCCACGGGGGAGUCGCCAGAUCCCGCCGCCUGGAUGGACAGAUUCUGGGCGGCGCUGGGAAGCCGUGGGGCGCUGCCACUUACCGAGGGCAAUGGGGAAGCUGUGUCCUCUGGAAAGCACCUGCAGCCCCUCGUGGGGCAGGAGAUUCAAGGCCUCCGGGGCCCUGACAGCAGUCCCCCCAACCCCCGACUGCUGCUGGCCGCUGCCCUCACCCAGCCCAGCGGCCACUGUGGCCCUGGCUGGUGGGAGGAGGGACAGCCCUCUGCGGAGCAGCCGUGGGUCGGACACCACCUCCCAGCUGGUCGGACGGCCAUGGGCCCCAGCGUGGAUCCCACAGAGUUUGGGGCACCCUGCCUCUGCCAGGGCUGCAGGCGGAGUGACCGCGGGGGACUUGGGGACAGUGGGCAGGAAGGAGGGGCAGGUCAGCGGGCGCUGGAGCCGGGACCGAAGGGCGAGAGAGGCGCAGGCCGGCGAGGCGUGGUGGCCCGGCGGGGACCCGGAGCCCAGGCCACGCGAGCUCGCGGCCCCAAACCACGAGGCGCCCGUUGGGGUGUUGGCGCCGGACCACGCAGGCUGGGGGCUCUCCGCAGCUCGGCGAACGCGCCCCGGCGCGGGCCCGAUUCGGGGGCGGGGCCCGGACCUCGGGGGCGGGGCCCGGACCUCGGGGGCGGGGCCCGGACGCCGCGGCGGGCCCGGAAGCGCGCGCGAGCUCCGCCCCCUCAGGCCCCGCCCCGCCACCGCGUGGCUGUGCGUCCCGGCUGUUAG
Mustela erminea (ermine) is the source of this 1551-nucleotide messenger RNA. RefSeq names its product collagen alpha-1(III) chain-like. Lineage: Eukaryota; Metazoa; Chordata; Mammalia; Carnivora; Mustelidae. The record is from RefSeq and is a predicted model, not a curated record. The transcript has 7 exons. The coding region runs from base 1 to 1551 and encodes 516 amino acids.